AUCCCCCUCUUCUAAAUCUUCUCCAGGUGAUCUUUAGCAGCAAUGGCCCGUACCAAGCAGACCGCCCGUAAGUCCACUGGAGGCAAAGCCCCAAGAAAACAGCUGGCCACGAAGGCCGCUCGUAAGAGCGCCCCGUCCACCGGUGGCGUCAAGAAGCCCCAUCGCUACAGGCCCGGUACCGUGGCUCUGCGUGAGAUCCGUCGUUAUCAGAAGUCCACCGAGCUGCUGAUCCGCAAGCUGCCCUUCCAGCGCCUGGUGAGAGAAAUCGCCCAGGACUUCAAGACCGACCUGCGUUUCCAGAGCGCCGCCAUCGGGGCUCUGCAGGAGGCCAGCGAGGCCUACCUGGUGGGUCUGUUUGAGGACACCAACUUGUGCGCCAUCCACGCCAAGCGCGUCACCAUCAUGCCCAAAGACAUCCAGCUGGCGCGUCGUAUCCGCGGGGAGCGCGCUUAAACACUCUCUCCUCUUCCUCCUGUCUUUUACACCUUUUCCUGCCCUUCCUUCACCAGUCUGUCUCUCCGUCCCUCUGCCUCUUACCCCCCCCCCCCUGUGUUAGUAGUAUGUAGAGAAAAACUGAUUAUAUUAUGAAUAAAGUGUAUAGUUGUGUCUUUCUUAGUGCUCUCUGUAGCAGACUCCUAGGGUACUCUCUUUUUGUGCAUGUGCCGACUCGUUGGUGAUGAGAUCUCCUCAAGCACACGUCUCCUAGUUUGCACUGUCUCUGUGUGGGGGGAGAGGAUGACGUCUGGAUAGAAUAAGGAAAAAACAUGGACUAGAACAAUGCAAAUUUGGGAGGGGGCAGCCAGGAGGAGAGGAUGGGUAUGUCUGCUGGGGUGGGGGGGGCUUUUGUCUCUUUUUCUGCAGCAGGGUGCUAGAAGAACUUUACCGUGUCCUCUCCUUCUGCUCUGCAGAGACGACGGCCCGAGGCUGUGUUCUGUCCCCGUGUGCGUCUGCAUGAGUGUUGGUUCUGAUCACCACAGCAUAUUGUACACAAUGCAUCAGCAUCUUUUUGACAACUUGAUUUACCAUAUUGAUAGUUGCUGUCAUUCAUGUUUUUUUUUUCUUCACUUCAAACUAUUUGUAGAUGAUGUGGAGACGGGGGGAUAAAUCAGAUUAAAACACUGACGGAGUACAAAAGAAACCUUGAUUUGAACAUAUUUCUUUCCUACUGAUAUGUAAAGCUACUGACUUGUUUUGGCACCAAAGUUUGAUCCUCUUUUCCUAACCGACAGAAGAGUUUAACUUCACCUGUUCUUGUGGUGUUCAAAUUUGGUUUUGUCGAAUUAUUUAAAGCCAAAAACUUGAGAGCUCGAGUAUUGCGUCAGAUACUUUUGUAGCAGUGGCUCAUUUUUAAUAAAUAAAUAACCUUUUUAAUAACAAAGCUUCAUUUAGGUUUUUUUUUUUAUGUUCUUCAAAACCAAAAGCUCUCAAAAGUGUGAAAAUUACUAUUAUUUUUUUAAACAAACUAACUGAUUAAAAUGUGAAACUGUAUUGUAAAUCAGUGUUACAUGACAAAUAAUACUGGUGUUUUCUGUAUACGUCCCCCCCUUUGCUUCUAUUUUAAUUUUUUUUCCUCCGGAAUCAGUCGAUCGUCUGUAUACCGUUUCUCAGGUCGUCUUGUCACCCUUUUUAACUUAAUUAUUUUUAUUUUUUUUUGCUCAAUUUAAUUUUCUUUUUGAAAUGUUGAAGAUGAUGUUUCAAUUAAACAAUGUUUGUAAUUUCCAGAUUUGUCAUAUAAGGUGGUAAUAAAUGGAUGUUACACACACUU
Cyclopterus lumpus (lumpfish) is the source of this 1765-nucleotide messenger RNA. Its product is annotated as histone H3.3A. The coding region runs from base 43 to 453 and encodes 136 amino acids. The transcript is spliced from 3 exons. The record is from RefSeq and is a predicted model, not a curated record. Lineage: Eukaryota; Metazoa; Chordata; Actinopteri; Perciformes; Cyclopteridae. Gene Ontology annotation, molecular function: protein heterodimerization activity; structural constituent of chromatin; DNA binding. Gene Ontology annotation, cellular component: nucleosome.